AGGAAGAAAAACCUUCCAGUGUAACUAUUGUUUACUAAAGGAUUUUAGCCCUCAUGGGUUUUGGCUAAGCAAAACCUUGUUACUAUGGGAGGCUGAGGCAGGUGGAUUGCAAGUUGGAGACCAGCCUUAGCAGUUUAGCGAGCCCGUCUCAAAAUAAAGUUAAAAGGGCUGGAGAUGUAGGUCUGUGGCAAAGUGCCCCUGGUUCAAUCCCUAUUACCAAAGGAGGAUUGUAUAAAAAGUAUAAGAUCAUGAGAGUUCUGACUCAGUAAAACAGCUCUCUGCUCUCUAACCAUUUCUACCCCUGGCUGCUGCUCUUCCCACCAGGAUUUCCUAAAUACAUAUACUUUUCUGCAGAUUGUUGACCUGUCUUUUAAGUAUUGUUUUAUUGGAAAAAAUAUAUAGCAGUAAUAUUUUUUAAAGUUUGGGUGAAAAAGAGCCCUUGCCACAUCAUUCUUGCUAGAGGCUCUCAGCUUGGUUGUGCAUUAGAAUUGCAUGGGGAGCUAUUUAAAAUACUGACUCCUGGGUGGCCUCCGUUAUACUAUUGUUCUGGUAUUGCUAUUCUUAGUUUUGCUUAUUACCUUCUAGUCUUUGUCUAAUAUAUAUAUUUUACCUCUUUGCACAAGCCAUGUUUGAAAAAAAAAAAGUCAAUCUACUUUUUAGUUUAAAAAAAAAUUCUCUCUAUCCAAGAAAAACUUCACACAUAAACCAUUUGGAAGUAAGAAGUAGAUUUUUUUUUUUCCAUUUAAAAAUGUCUUUUCUAAUUCUAGAAGUAAGAUGUGUCCAUUAUAGAAAAUUUGGAAAAGAGGCAAAUUUUUGUACUUCUAAAAUAAACUGAUUUCUAAAGAAGCAGCAUGUGAACCACACAGCAAGGGAUUCUGGGCAGAUAUGAAGUGGCCCUCCCUCAUGGCAAAGCUGCUGAGACUGUGGAAGGAUUGACAAGAGACUAGGGUGACCUGUCCUCUGGAUGAAGUCCAAAGUCCCUGGACAGGGCUCUCUCUGUUCGUGUUCAAUCCUUCUACAUAGAAGCAGUGGUUCCCGAAAACCUGGUGGGAACUUUGAGGUCAGAAGAGUGCUGUGGUCCAGUGUGGGCUUUAGUGAAGCUGUCUGUGAAUUUCCUCCCUGUGGGCUUCUGCAGCUCCACUGUGUCAGAGAUAGGAGAGCAGAAGUGGGUGUGUUAGUCAUCUAAACUGCUCGUUUCACCCCUCUCCUUACUCUGUAUGCAGUGGUCUAACGCCCCCCAAACGCAGUCGUGGGAAGCCAGCCCUGUCUCGAGUGCCCUUCCUGGAAGGUGUGAACGGAGACACCGACUACAGUGGUUCAGGCAGAAGCCUCCUGAUGCCCUUUGAAGACCGCGGAGACCUGGAGCCCCUGGAGCUGGUGUGGGCCAAGUGCCGAGGCUACCCCUCCUACCCUGCCUUGAUCAUCGAUCCCAAGAUGCCCCGGGAGGGUCUCCUGCACAAUGGUGUCCCCAUCCCUGUCCCCCCGCUGGACGUGCUGAAGCUGGGAGAGCAGAAACAGGCAGAGGCUGGAGAGAAGCUCUUCCUUGUCCUCUUCUUUGACAACAAGCGCACCUGGCAGUGGCUUCCAAGGCACAAAGUUCUUCCCUUGGGUGUAGAAGAUACUGUGGACAAGCUCAAGAUGCUGGAAGGCCGCAAGACCAGCAUCCGCAAGUCAGUGCAGGUGGCCUAUGACCGUGCAAUGAUCCACCUGAGCCGAGUCCGGGGACCCCACUCCUUCGUCACCUCCAGCUACCUGUAAGGAUGAGGCUGGGUUUGCUUCUGGCUGCCCUGCCUGCCUCCGUCCCAUGGGGCACAGAGAAGCCUCUUCUGCCCAGCCAGAUGUAUGGCCGGCAGUUCCCACUCAUGGCAGGCCAGGGAUUGGACUGUGUCCUCACUUAGGGCAAGGCCUCAGUUUUGACCAAUAACAUGGUUUCCCUGGAGGGCCUGCUGUGUGCCAAAAACUCCCACCUGAGGUCCAUCAGGGCCAUUCCACUGAAGAACCACUUAGAAGUAGAAACAGCUGUGGGGCUUGGGCCCAACAAGGAGAUGGACCUGGCCCAGAAGGCGAGAGGUGCUAGGCUCCUUCUCAAGGGGCUGCCUGGCUCCUCCAGCCCCUUCCCAGCUAACUACACCUCAGGGCAGGCGAGGUUCUGACACUGAUCCCAGAGAUGCUGUGGAUGCGCCAGGGUCCCUUGGGGAAUCCCACUGAGCUCCCCUUCUCCCCCUCGCCAACCCAUUCUCAACCUAUCUUGUCUUCACCCUCUUUCCCUGUUCCUUUCCUUCCUUUCUCUCUUGUGCCAAACUGACAGAAACAUCACCAAACUUGUCUUUUUCUUUAAAGUCUCAUUCCCUUCCUGGCCGGCUGCUAUGCUGGGUGGAUGUCUCUGCCAGGCCCCUCAGGGUCCAGGCAGGGGCCAGCCCACCCGUGAGAACCCCACCCACCAGCACACCUCCCCAUCCCACUGACCUCUGCUGCUGCUAAUAGGGCUGAGCCUGGCCAUCUGAGCAUGCCCCAGGGUGAAGUGGCCCUCUUACCCUCUCCCUGUCUUGCUGUGUCAUGGGCCCAGGCUGGAGUGGGCCCCUAUCAGCAGACCAGGCUGAUUGUGAGAGUAUCCAUCUGUCCCCUGAGAUGCCAUGGGCAGUUGGGAUGGAGCGGUGCCCAUCAGCUGGGUGUGCCCUCUCCCUCCUCCCCUCUCAUGGGCUUUUUUGUUCUGUAACUGCAGCCUUAAAGCUCUCCACCACCGUGGACAGCAUGGCGCUGCCUUCGCACAUCCCCCUGCCUGCACUCUGCCCCAUGGUUCUGCCCCAUGGCUCUGCUGCUCCCUCCUCCCAAACCAGGGAACAUAGCCCUUGAAUUUCAUCCCCUGUCUCCUUCCCUCUUUCUCUUCAACCUCCUCUCCACCACCUUCCCAAAAAAUGGAAGGGAAAAAACAAUACAAAACUGUGAAUGGGGAAUGCUGACUGACAAACCAACGCAGCUUUCAGAGGCUUCUAUGUUUGUUCUCUGGACAUUUCUUUUUUCCUCCUCUUAAACACCAAAGUCGCAGGCCAGCUUGCAGGCCACUGACCGCCAUGUUGAUUUUUAACUUGACGUUCUUUUUAAUUGUUUUAAAUUUUUCAUAGGGGAGUUUUGGACAAAACAAAGUCACUGGGGAGAUCACUGCCAUUUGUACACACUCAACUUUUUAAAAAUACAGCCAACCACACACUGACUUCUUAUACAUUUGGGACAUGAGCCAGAGUUUAAAAGGGAACCAACUAAACUCAAUAACAUAAAGGAUGGGAUUUUGGAUUUUGUACAAUAAAAACAAAAAAACAAAAAACAAUUCAGCAUAUGGCUAGGGAAGGACAUGGUGUAUAUAAUUGUAAAAUACUGUUCUAAAUUAUUCAGGCCUAUACUGUCCAUUACUGGAGUCCUCCAUUGUGUGGCCACACAGUGUGGUUUAUUUAAAGGAGCCUACGCGUCCCCUCUCCCCGGGUAGUUGGUCAACUGUGGACUCUGUGACCUUUGUCUAAACCUGUGUUGUAAGAUCUUGGAGCUCUCUCCCCACUCCCCCACUCCAUGUCUGUCUCUCUCUUCUCUUCCCCUAGCACUUUCUUUUCUUAGUCUAUUUUUCAACCUCUGAAUCCUUCAGUCUCUCUCUGAGUCUCAUUUUUAAAAAUGCUCUUUUAGAACGCGAAACGGCUCAGAUCCUGCUGUGGCAUGGGGCCUGUGUGUCUCUGUCGCGUCUGCUGUGAAGCACAUGAUGCUCUAUUUAUUGUAGAAAGUGACUUUAUUUGCUUUCUAGAAUUGUUUAUAACAGAUGGUAUAAGAGAGGUAAUAAACAGAGAAAAUCUAUGCCUGUAAAGAAUACAAAAGUUAAUUUUACCUACUAUAAUAUGACUGUCGGAAACUUAUUUUCUCUCUGAGAAAUAAAUGUUCUAAUGGGCAGCAA
Messenger RNA from Marmota monax (woodchuck), 3934 nucleotides. Its product is annotated as bromodomain and PHD finger-containing protein 3. Lineage: Eukaryota; Metazoa; Chordata; Mammalia; Rodentia; Sciuridae. Bases 1336 to 1758 code for a protein of 140 amino acids. The record is from RefSeq and is a predicted model, not a curated record. The transcript is spliced from 4 exons.